UCUCCUCUCAGUGCUGCCUGGAGGAGUGCUUGGAGAAGUUUUGCCUGGAUUGCGUGGCAGUGCAAGACACAAUGAAUGGUCAUAUUUCUAAUCCCAGUGGUUACGGAAUGUACUCAACUCCAGUAAAUGGCUACGGUUCAUCAUCUACCUAUUCCCAGAUGGACAGAGAGCACAGUUCAAAAACAAGUGCAAAGGCCCUUUAUGAACAGAGGAAGAAUUAUGCACGGGACAGUGUCAGCAUUGUGUCAGAUGUAUCCCGGUAUCGUGUGGAACACUUGACUACCUUUGUGCUGGAUCGAAAAGAUGCUAUGGUAACAGUUGAUGAUGGGAUAAGGAAGCUGAAAUUGCUUGAUGCCAAGGGCAAAGUGUGGACUCAAGACAUGAUUCUUCAAGUGGAUGACAGAGCUGUGAGCCUGAUUGAUUUAGAGUCAAAGAAUGAACUGGAAAAUUUUCCUCUAAGUACCAUCCAGCACUGCCAAGCAGUGAUGCACGCAUGCAGCUAUAAUUCUAUCCUUGCCCUGGUGUGCAAAGAGCCAACCCAGAACAAGCCAGAUCUUCAUCUUUUCCAGUGCGAUGAGAUUAAGGCCAACCUGAUUAGUGAAGAUAUCGAAAGUGCUAUCAGUGACAGUAAGGGAGGGAAACAGAAGAGGCGGCCUGAUACCCUGAGGAUGAUUUCCAAAGCCGAACCUGGCAUCCCACCUCCACCCAGAGCGCCGGCCCCUGUGCCCCCUGGGACCAUGACCCAGGUUGAUGUGCGAAGCCGGGUGGCAGCCUGGUCUGCGUGGGCAGCUGACCAAGGGGACUUUGAGAAACCAAGGCAAUAUCAUGAGCAGGAAGAAACACCCGAGAUGAUGGCAGCACGGAUUGACAGAGAGGUGCAAAUCUUAAACCACAUUUUGGAUGACAUUGAAUUUUUCAUUAUGAAACUCCAAAAAGCAGCAGAAGCAUUUUCUGAGCUUUCCAGAAGAAAGAAAACUAAGAAAAGUAAAAAGAAAGGACCAGGAGAGGGUGUUUUAACUCUGAGGGCAAAACCUCCACCUCCUGAUGAGUUUGUUGACUGUUUCCAAAAAUUUAAACAUGGAUUUAAUCUUCUGGCCAAAUUGAAGUCUCACAUCCAGAAUCCCAGUGCUGCAGAUUUGGUUCAUUUUCUAUUUACUCCAUUGAAUAUGGUGGUACAGGCAACAGGAGGCCCUGAACUAGCCAGUACCGUGCUUAGCCCCCUCCUGACUAAGGACACAAUUGAUUUCUUAAAUCAUACGGUCAGUGCUGAUGAACGGCAGCUGUGGAUGUCCCUGGGCGAAGCUUGGAUGAAAACCAGGACAGAGUGGCCAAAAGAACAGUUUAUACCCCCUUAUGUCCCACGUUUCCGGAAUGGUUGGGAGCCACCAAUGCUGAACUUCAUGGGCGCACCGAUGGAUCAAGAUCUUUAUCAGCUGGCUGAAUCUGUGGCAAGUGUAGCAGAACACCAACGCAAGCAAGAAAUUAAAAGAUUAUCCACAGAGCAUUCCAGUGGAUCAGACUACUCUCCUGCGGACGCCUAUACGUAUAACAGCAACCUUUACACGCGAGCGCCCCUUUCGGAACAAGGAGAGCCUGCUGUUGCUAUUAAGCCAACUCCGAGUCGCCAUGUAGAUAGAAACUAUGACCCAAUGAAAACACAACCUAAGAAAUAUGCCAAAUCCAAGUAUGACUUUGUAGCCAGGAACAACAGUGAGCUCUCAGUCCUAAAGGAUGAUAUUUUAGAGAUACUUGAUGACAGGAAGCAGUGGUGGAAAGUUCGAAAUGCAAGUGGAGACUCUGGAUUUGUGCCAAAUAACAUUUUGGAUAUUGUGAGACCUCCAGAGUCUGGGUUGGGGCGUGCUGACCCACCAUAUACGCAUACCAUACAGAAACAAAGGCUGGAGUAUGGGCCAAGACCAUUGGAUACUCCCUCUGCGCCUUCACCUCCUCCUGCACCAGCUCCUGUUCCUGUUCCCCUUCCCCCUGCUGCUCCUACAGCUGUUCCUGUCUCGAAGAUCCCAGCCAACAUAACCCGGCAGAACAGCAGCUCCAGCGAGAGUGGUGGCAGUAUCAUUCGAGACAGCCAGAGACAGAAGCAACUUCCAGUGGAUCGCAGGAAAUCCCAGAUGGAAGAAGUACAGGAUGAGCUCAUCCACAGGCUGACCAUUGGUCGGAGUGCUGCCCAGAAGAAGUUCCACGUGCCACGGCAGAACGUGCCAGUUGUCAACAUCACCUAUGACUCUACACCCGAGGAUGUGAAGACCUGGCUGCAGUCCAAGGGAUUCAACCCUGUGACUGUCAAUAGUCUUGGAGUAUUAAAUGGUGCCCAACUUUUCUCUCUCAAUAAAGAUGAACUGAGAUCCGUGUGUCCUGAAGGGGCCAGAGUCUUUAGCCAAAUCACCGUACAAAAAGCUGCACUAGAGGAUAGCAACGGCAGCUCUGAGUUGCAAGAAAUCAUGCGACGACGACAGGAAAAAAUCAGUGCGGCUGCAAGUGACUCAGGAGUGGAAUCGUUUGAUGAGGGAAGCAGCCACUAAUUUGUGUGUGUGCUUUUUUAAAUUCCAUAUUCUUGGCAUUAUUCCAAUAUGCUUUGUUUUCAGAAGCCUUGAAGGGAAUGUCAGAUUUGUUUUUUUCUUGGUGUAUUUAAUUUAUCACCAUUUUAAAAACAUGCAAAUCUAAGUAAGCAGAGGACUUGUGUGAGGGACCAUUAUUUUUCUAAAAUUGGAAAAGGAUCUUAAACUGAAAAAUUUUGCCCUGGGGAUAUGUAUUUUCUGCUUGGCUACAAUGAAAUUUCCUUAAUUAGUUUUAAUUAUUCAAGCCAUAUUUUGGGGGUAUAUAUGAGGUUGCUGUGGCGCCUAAAUGUAUCACAACAAAGCAGAUAUUGUCAGUGAUUUGAAAUCUAAUGAAAUUGCAGUUUUGCCUGUGAAUGUGACGUCUGGCCUCACCUUACUAAGUCCCUGCUUACCUAGGUCUCUGACAUACUCAAUGAUAGACUGUUUAUUUAACGUUCUUAAUGCCAAUGGUUUAAAAAAAUAAAAUACUAGAAAAACAGCAUUGAAACAUUUGAAGGACUGUAAAGUACAGCCAGGCCUGCACUUGCAAAUGCAAAGCUGUGGAGGAUUCCACAGACAUGUUACACAGCUCUCCUGAUCGUAGUUCCUUGCACAGUGUGUAUACUGAUUUAGUUCAUAUUCUGCUGCUUAUGUGUUACCGUAUUCCUGUAUGUGAGAAAGCACAAGUUGGAAAGAGGUCAUAUUCAAUCAAAAUCUGUCACACAGAGUAGCCUGCCCUGGUGCACAUGACAGUAUUUUGCUUAAUGAUGGCCUCUGAGUAUUGAUAGACGUAGUGAAAAGGAACCUGGGGCCAUUUAUUGUGUAUUUCUGUGUCAAGUCUUUUUGGUAAGAAGAAACACUUAAUUUACACAUAUUUUGAUCCAGUCAUAGAUUCUAGAUAGAGGAAAGAGAGAAACCUAACCUUCAACAAAAGUUAUUUUUGGAAACACAAUUUUUGUCAUUUAAUGUUAUUUCACAUAUAUGAAACAGAUGUUAUGUGAGAAUGUUGUAUAUUUUAACAUAAAUCCAUUUAGAGAGAUUAUCUAGAUUCAUUAAUUUUCAUAGUGCCUUUUUCACGAGUCAGCCGAAAAGUCUGCAAUAAACAGUAUUUGCUGUAUGUUAAUAAACGGUUUCUGUUUUAUUAGAAGGGAUAUUCGCUGUGUAGAUUGGAAUUUACAAUUGAAUGGAAUAAAUUGGGAAAAAGUGGACAUACAUAGUUUUUUCCUAAUUAGAAUUCAUUUAUUUCUGAAUGGAUAAAACCAUUCUCCAUAUUAUAUAUAUAUAUUUUAUUCUCCAAGUAUUUAUUUUCUUUCUACAUUUUUUAUCUCACCUUUUUUCUGCCACCUAACAAUAGUUGCUAAAAGUAAUGAGGAUUAAAUGUAUAGAGCACUUAAAAUGGUUAAAUGCCUUCAUGUAAAUACUUAAUAUUUAGAAAUAACUGUGAACUACAUGAGGAAAAUUUCAUAAAGGCUGUAGAAAAUAAAGUUACAAGUAAGUUUACUUUUGGUGCAAAAAAAAAAAAUUGAAAUGCAUGCAUAGUUUUUCAUAACAUGCAUUUUCCAAGAACGUCUAGUGAGCCUUCCCACGCAUGGAUUUCAGAGUGGGCUUCAUAUUUUUUUUCACCAAAUUAAAGUUAUAUUUUAAUUUCAUUUUCUGUGAGUUUGCUGAAGUGUCCUACUAUUUUCAGGAAGUUUAUUCCCUAGAGGCUAACUUUUCCCAGAUCAUGCAGGUCAGGAAAGCUUUUCCCGUCCCGUAUCUGUGUCACCAUAACACUGCCCCUUGGACAGUGCACCAAAUGUAAGAACGAGUUAAGGAGAAUUAGUUUAGACCCUUUACAUUUCACAAAUACUGUCACAUGUUGGUAACUUUUCCUUAUUGAAAACUGGGGAUAUAGGAAUAAGACAAAAGAAAGAACAUUUGAGAAGUUGACAUAAUCUGCGUGCAAAUUAGCAAACCUGAUCUUAAAGUAGUUGUUGUAACCAGUGUCUUUAUGCUGUAAAUUACAAAGGAAAAUAUCCCCAGUAUAGUGAUUGCUGGAAGCACUCACCUCACUGAGGGCUGCAGGGAGCAAGGAGAAGAGAUGAACGGGAUGUAGACACUUCCUGGGAGGGCACCCCAAAGUGGAGAUCCAGACACGCAAGGAGUGUGGUCACUGGGGCCUCAGAAGUUUGAUGGAAAAGUCCAUCAAGUUGGAAAACAAA
This is a messenger RNA of Ochotona curzoniae (black-lipped pika), 4753 nucleotides long. It is a transcript of the gene EPS8, whose product is annotated as epidermal growth factor receptor pathway substrate 8. The coding region runs from base 72 to 2537 and encodes 821 amino acids. The transcript is spliced from 21 exons. Lineage: Eukaryota; Metazoa; Chordata; Mammalia; Lagomorpha; Ochotonidae. Gene Ontology annotation, cellular component: plasma membrane; vesicle; ruffle membrane. Gene Ontology annotation, biological process: regulation of Rho protein signal transduction; Rho protein signal transduction; positive regulation of ruffle assembly. The record is from RefSeq and is a predicted model, not a curated record. Gene Ontology annotation, molecular function: actin binding.